AUGCCCAUGGGGCUCGUGGUGUCGUUCGUAUGGGUUGAGGAGUACGGCGAGACGAUGUGGUGCUUGACCCUCUUGACUACCCCUGCCGGCCUGAAGAAGAGAUGGCAGGGGCGCGGGACCCUGAAGAGUCAGGGUCCGCGCUUCGUCGCAAGAGACGAGGGAGCGCGAGGACCGGGAGUGAGUGGAGAGGGACGGGAGAUGGACGUUCGGAGCCUGGCGUCGUCGACGGGCGACCUGAGCACCGAGGCCCUGCAGCUGGAGCGCGCCAUCCGCGCAAACGACACCCUGCGCGUGAAGCGCUUCCUCGACCUGCACCACGACAAGUUCCAGGUGAGCGCUCCCGGCCGAGCGGCACGCCGCGCCCUUGUGGACACGCCGUGCGCGGAAGCAGCGCAGAUAACAACCCAAACGCUAACGCAGGCGGUCGGCUAAAAGUAUAAAAGUACUUGAAGGGAUUGG
This is a messenger RNA of Gryllus bimaculatus (two-spotted cricket), 459 nucleotides long. NCBI's taxonomy places the organism in Eukaryota, Metazoa, Arthropoda, Insecta, Orthoptera, Gryllidae. The record is from the annotation of a GenBank genome assembly.